This is a messenger RNA of Solanum stenotomum, 950 nucleotides long. RefSeq names its product LOB domain-containing protein 1-like. Lineage: Eukaryota; Viridiplantae; Streptophyta; Magnoliopsida; Solanales; Solanaceae. Bases 70 to 699 code for a protein of 209 amino acids. The transcript has 2 exons. The record is from RefSeq and is a predicted model, not a curated record.
UUCCAAAUAUUCUCCCUUCUCACAUUUUCUAGCACGUAAGAACAUUUCUCCAAAGAGUUUCUUUAAGAAAUGGAGUCUAGUAGUGACACCACCACUGCCACCACCAUUACUUCUUCACCACCAUCUUCUCGGUCCGUCUCACCGUCCUCUUCCUCUCCUCCUAACUCUCCACCAUCGCCACAAGUGGCGGUGGUCGUCAGCCCUUGUGCGGCCUGCAAAAUCUUGCGGAGGAGGUGCGCGGAGAAAUGUGUGUUGGCUCCUUAUUUUCCUCCCAAUGAUCCCAUCAAGUUCACUACCGCUCAUCGCGUCUUUGGUGCGAGCAAUAUUAUCAAGUUCUUGCAGGAACUACCGGAAUUUCAAAGAGCAGAUGCUGUGAGUAGUAUGGUGUAUGAGGCCAAUGCUAGGUUGAGGGAUCCUGUCUAUGGUUGUGCAGGAGCAAUAUGUCAACUACAAAAGCAAGUGAAUGAGCUUCAAGUACAAUUAGCUAAAGCACAAGCUGAGGUUGUCAACAUGCAAUGUGAACAAGCUAACUUUAUGACACUUUUUUGUAUGGAAAUGACACAAUCUCCACAAGCAUCACCACCACAACAAUCCUUGGACAAUUUCACUAAUAUCCCACAAUAUGGAAGUUCACAAAACAACAUGAGCAUCUUAGAUGAGAACAAUGUUGGAUCUAUAUGGGAGACUCUUUGGACAUGAUUAAAUGGAAUAUGUUUAUCUAAUUUAAUCAUAGAGGAUAUUUUUCACUAAGUUAAUGUUAUGAGGAGAAAAUAAAAAUGAUGCAACUUAUAAUUUUAGUGUAAGGAAAUUAAACUAAAAUGUAAUAUAGUAUGAACCAAAUCUUUAAUAGAUUUGAGUCUUUAAGAUAAUUUUCAUGAUUUUUCUAAUGGUUUUGUAAAGCAAAUGAAGUUGACGGGCAUUGCUCCCGCCAUAUAUAGUUUUAUUUUCUU